Prunus armeniaca (apricot) is the source of this 1686-nucleotide messenger RNA. The record is from the annotation of a GenBank genome assembly. NCBI's taxonomy places the organism in Eukaryota, Viridiplantae, Streptophyta, Magnoliopsida, Rosales, Rosaceae.
AUGAAACCAGAAAGCAGUCGGCAGAAUAUAAUAAACUCGUUCGAGGGUCAGGUGCUUGCAAGAAGUGAGGGGCAGCAGAUGGAAGGAAGAGGGCUUUCAGACUUCUAUAGGAAUACAAGUGAGGAGUUGAUCCUGAGAUCUUAUAUGGAGAGCUCAGUUGCAACGCCUCUACCAACCAUGGAGAUGCUUGGCUUUAAGAAUUUGUCUCAAAACUUUCGUACAGAUAGCGAGGAGCUCUUCAAAAGCUGGCUCACAACUGGAGAGGCAAGCAGCCGUACCAAUUGCUUCAACACAUCAAGCAUUGCACAUCGUACUCGACAAGGAUCACGGAGUUACUCCGUACAUCACAGGAUAUCUACUGAAAUUGCUAGUUUGUCUGGUCAGCAACAUGUUGGUCUACUUCAAAAGAAAAGAAGCAACGAUUGUUUAUAUCCACAAAUUAAUGUCAUGCCUGACGAAAUGUCUGGUGACAACAAUCAAAAUUCAAUCAGGUGGCUACUGCUCCCUUCCAAGAUGUUGUCAUGCAUGGUGUUGAAAGAGGAAUGCAGGCUAGCCUGGUUUCAUAGUUCUCAGCCUAUGACAAGAAGCCGAUCCUCUGAAUUACGGAGGAAGUAUGUUGCCAUGCAAAAUGCUCAAACUACAGCUGGUUUGGAAGGCCUGCAGACUGCUUCAGGGAAUUGCCCCAAUGUAGUUAAACAAGAAUUUGCAUUUUCAAAUGCUUUCAAUGAUCCUUCUGUUUGUGAGGUAACCAAUCAAUUGGGGACCUUCAUUUCUCCGUCCAAUUCAUCAUCAUCCACUUUCAACACCCCACAAAUGAGUGACAUGGAUAAAGUUUCAUCCGUGGUGAGCAUGCUAAAGGGUACAUUAGAGCGCAAAAAGCUUAGUAACCAGAUCGAAAAAGAAGGUGUAGAAGAUGAUAGCUCCAAUGGCCUUUUCUCUGCUCAAGAAAUUAUAGUCAACACUGGUUUUGAUCAAGGGCAAGGGGAUGGAAUUCAUGAAAUGGCAGGAACUUUUCAGGAAGUAUCCACUAUCCAAGUUAACGAUCAUAGAAUUACACAAAACGUUGAAGGAUCCCUGGAUCUUGAGAUGGAAGGUUUUGUAAAUCUCAGAAACCCCAACCCCUUAAGCAGAAACUCUCAAGAACCUUCCCAAAGUGAAUCAUCUGCUGCUGCACCAGUAGUUUCAUCUGGCUUUGAUGCGUGUGAUGGUCCCAGCAAUUCAAGUCAAACACUGAGCAUUUGCGAAAGUUCAAUGAAACAAGCUGGAAAUAGGAGUUCAGAAAACGGCUCUAGAUCUAAAGAUUUCAGAGAACGGAUAAUUGGAAAUUUGAAAGAUGAUCAAAAGAGUCAUGGCAUUCUCUCUAACCCACAAAAAGGUUGUGCAGUGGACAAGGAGGAUGCUACAAAAAAACGCAGGGUGGAGAGGUCUCGCAAAAUGGCAGAGGCAAAGGAAAGGAAUUCAACUCCAGUAAUUCCAUCAGAUAUACAAUCUGUCUUGAAGCGGUGUGAAAAUCUUGAAAAGGAAGUGCGAUCCCUCAAACUUAACUUGUCCUUCAUGAAUAGGAAGGAUUCUGAGCAAACUAAGCAGAUAGAGGAGCUGCAGAAGGAAAAUGAAGACCUCACGGACGAAAAAGAGCGACUCCUAGAGGAGAUAGAGAGGAUCCUUUCAGAAACUGGCAAGAUUUGA